Molecule: messenger RNA, 4228 nt
Organism: Ruditapes philippinarum (Manila clam)
Lineage: Eukaryota; Metazoa; Mollusca; Bivalvia; Venerida; Veneridae
Exons: 12
Coding region: 579-3845 (1088 amino acids)
Biological process (GO): transmembrane transport; monocarboxylic acid transport
Molecular function (GO): monocarboxylic acid transmembrane transporter activity
Source: RefSeq, a predicted model, not a curated record
CUGUUAUACGAUGAUAAUCAAUACUUUUUGUCUAAUAGAAUGUGUUUAAUAUUACAGAUGAUGGCCUUAAUGCAGUUACAUAUUAUCAACUAAAGAGUUCGACUUGUAGAUUUAUAACUACACUAAAUGAUAUAAGUUUCUGGUGACCUAAUGACCUCUGCUAUCUUGGCUUGACUUGGGAGAAUUACUUUAUGAACAAAAGAUAGCUGUUCUUAUAUACUUGUUUGGUUUAAUAAUGUUAGAAUGGAAAGGGGACGUAUAUUUGAAAUAUUUUGUUUCAGCGUACUGAACCUUACCAUAUCUUUAGUGAAAAACUGUUCAUGAAUUGAAGGAAUAAUAUUGACAAACAAUACAUUUAUGAACAAGUGUAUUUAGAGGAAUAACUAUUGAAAGGUUCUUAGUUAUUAUUCAAUAAAGCAAUCACCACAGUACUACGAAAGAGAUUUCUAUGCGCAAACAGGUACUAUAAGAGAGGAUGAAUUGGCGUUUACAACUAACAUUAAAACUCUAUCAAACCAAACGCGGAAAUAGAUAGAUGUCUACCAUUUACUCAAUUAUCUGCGCGCGAUAACGGAACAAUGUCAACAAAACGACAAGAAUGCAGGCAAUCAGCUGAAAUUAGAUGUUCAAAAGAAGCGACCCAGGUAUCAGACAAAUGUCAGGAAUUAGAACCAGUAACAACUGAACAAGAACAUGUUCAGUCCCUUCACACAGACUAUGAUGAAUUCCAAGAAGAGCUUAUAACUAUUGAACAAGAAAGUGUGCAAGCCCCCGACGGAGGCUGGGGAUGGUUCGUGGUUCUAGGGUCAUCAAUAGUACAUGCUUUAAUAGGAGGAUUCGAGCGCUCAAACGGAGUGAUGUACUUACAAUUGUUAUCAAGAUAUAAGCAAAGUGCCACUGCUACUGCGUGGGUUACCUCGCUUUUCUCUUCACUCAGACUUGCUAUGGGUCCUCUUGCAAGUGUAUUGUGUAAUAAGUUUUCUUGCCGUACUGUGGUAUUUCUUGGAACAGCUAUAUCAUCAUUUGGAGUUUUGGUUUCCGGUUUUGUGCCGGAUCUACCAUAUCUGUAUCUCACAUAUGGAAUACUUUUUGGUAUUGGUGGUGCAUUUGUUUACACGCCAGGACUAAUAAUAGUCGGGAACUAUUUCAGUAAAAAGCGUGGUAUUGCUGUAGGUCUAGCUACUUCCGGUGUUGCUUUCGGAAGUUUUCUACUUCCUCCAUUGACGGACCUACUUUUCAACAAUUAUGGAUUUUCGGGUACAUUUGUCAUCCUUUCGGGCAUUAUGUGCAAUUUCUUUGUUUGCGCUGCUUUGUUCAGACCUUUGAAACUCCAGAGAAGACUUAUAUCUCUAAAAAGGAAAAGCUCCUGCAGGUUGGAGAUGGCAAAACAUAGCUUAUUACCAGUCCAAAAUAGAGUAACACAAAACGAAGCUACCACGGUCCAUGAGACAUGCAGUACUACACUACCAUUGACGAUUUCUGAAGCAAAAACCGAUGAGUAUUCAAUGUCCACUGAUAUGAAACGUUCGAAUUUUAAACAAAAUUUGAAAAGCUCUGAUUCAUACCCUGUCACAGCGAAAAGAACACGUCUAUUAGAUUUGUCUCUAUUUAAAAGUUUUGCGUUCUGUGCACUAUGUAUCCAACUAUUUUUAUUUACAUUGUCUUUAAAUUCGACAUUCGUAUUUCUGCCUGCUUUAGCAGAAGAAAAUGGCGUAACGCCGGUUGAAGGUGCUUAUCUUGUCUCUUUGCUUGGUAUAUUGGACGGUGUAUCAAGGCUUGUGAUGUCAUCUGUGUUAGACUUCCAACCCGUUAAACCAUAUAGACUGUUAAUCUACAAUAUUGUGAUGUUUUUUGUCGCUAUUGUUUCUGUUCUGAUACCAUCAAUGAAAGGUUUCUGGCAGUUCGCUGUUGUAAGCGGACUGUAUGGUAUACUUAGUGGUGCGUAUAUGUCUCAGAAGUCAGUGGUGGUAGUAGACAUUUUAGGUGCAGACAGUUUGUCAAGUUCGCUUGGAUUUCUGCUGUUUUUCCAGGGAAUUGGUGGACUUGUAGGACCUACAGUUGGUGGUUUGUCUAAAGACUAUCUCGAUAAGUAUGAUAUGGUGUUCUACUUCGGAUCCCUCGGUAUUGCUACAGGAGGAAUAACAAUGGCAGCUGGAAAUAUUUGGUUGUACAGACAGAGAAAGAAAAAACAAGACCAUGUCCCCUGCUGCCUUUACUGCUUCAGAAUGGAACAACAAGAAUGCAAACUCGAGUCUUUUUCUGACGCCGAAAGCGACGGACGACAAUACGGAAUCAAUGAAAGAGAAAAUACGUUCCAACGCGAAAUAACCAAUCACAGUGCGCGUACUAUAAAUGAAGAACCAAUAUUUAGAGAAUAUCAAGAGAGAAAAGCUCCCGAUAAUGGAUGGGCGUGGUUUGUUUGUCUUGGAGGUUUCCUGGUUCACUUUAUCAUGGGUGGGUUUGAGCGAUCUAACGGCGUGAUUUAUCUUCAAUUACUGUCACGUUUUAAUCGAAGUGCGACCGCUACAGCGUGGGUAAUGUCUAUUUUCUCCACACUAAGACUUGUGCUUGGUCCUCUCGCCAGUGCACUGUGUAACAGAUUUUCCUGUCGUUUCGUUGUUAUGCUUGGUUCUGCUAUAUCAGUUCUUGGAAUAUUGUUAUCGGGAUUCGUAAGCGAUAUUUCGUAUAUGUACAUCACGUACGGACUUCUUGGUGGUCUUGGGAGAGCUUUAGUGUAUACUCCUGCUGUCAUUGCUGUAGGACUCUACUUCAAUAAACGCCGUGGUAUUGCUGUCGGUAUUUCAACUUCUGGUGUUGGAUUUGGUUGUUUCCUAUUCCCGCCUACUAUCGAGCUAUUGUUUGAACAUUUCGGGUUUUUGGGGGCGUUUCUCAUACUGACAGCGGUUAUCAGUAACUUUUUUGUAUGCGGUGCUCUGUUUAGACCACUAGAGUUACAAUGGAGACUUACAGAAUUUGAAUGGAAAAAGACCAACGGAAACCUUAUGGGAGAGAAAAUGAAAUUUUCAAACGAUUAUCAAACAGCAGACGACAUUAAGCAUGAAGCAGCAGACGUAACUAAUACUUCAGACCAAACAACACACUUAAACACUAAUGUCGUAGUUAUCAAAGAGCAAGACAUUGAAGUACAUCAGAUAGUUUUAAAAAGGAAAUUAUCACGAUUUAAGACCUUGUUUUCAAGUUCUUCAUCAUCCAAGCAGAGAAAACCAUUGUUAGACUUUGGACUGUUCAGAAACUUUGCAUUCUGUGCACUGUGUAUUCAGAUAUUUUUGUUUACCCUGUCGAUUAAUAUAAGUUCACUAUUCCUACCUGCUCUUGCUCAGGAGAAAGGCGUCUCAAAUAUAGAAGCAGCCUACCUGGUAUCAAUUCUUGGCAUAUGUGAUGGUAUAUGUAGGAUCGUUUUAUCUACAAUUUUAGAUCUUAAACGUGUUAAGCCGUACAGAUUGGUUAUAUACAAUUGUGUUAUGUUUUUCACGGCAGUAGUAUAUUUUUUACUUCCAUCAAUGACAAACUUUAGCCAAUUUGCCGUAGUUUGUGGACUGUACGGAAUGUUGUCUGGGACAUAUAUAUCACAAAAGUCCGUUGUGGUAGUAGAUGUUUUAGGUGUAGCAAGUCUGUCAAGCUCCUUUGGCUUUUUAAUGCUGGCUCAAGGUUUGAGUAACCUGAUUGGUUCAACAAUCGGAGGUAUUUUCAAAGACUUUCUUGGUACCUACGACAUGGCUUUCUAUUUCGCUGCGAUUGGUAUUUUGUUAGGAGGAUUAGCUAUGGCAGCUGGAAACAUUUGGUUGUACAAAUGUAAAAAGAACAGAACAAAUUGGGAAGCAUGAUAGGAAGGGACUUACAACGCUACAAUAACAAAUACCAUCUAACAUAUUUCUUUACUGGCACGUUUUCUUCGGAAUUUAUUUUGAUGGAUUAUUGAUAUAUGCUUGAUGAUAUUGUAUGUUAGUAAGAUUGAUUUCAAUGGAAAAUGAUUUCAUUUUUGUUACCUAUAUCUUAACCGAGGCAAAUGUAUUUUUAAUUUAUUUCGAUUAAAGAAAGAUCAUAUUAAGAAGUGUUAUAACAUGAUUCUUUCCAUUUAGCCUUUAACAAAGAACGUUUGCUGUAUUAUAUAUUGAUUAUAAAGAAUGUUAACAUUUUAUUUGGUUGUACCUAAACGGUUAUUUGCAAUAAAACAAUAUAUUGUUCAUGAUAAACAACAGUUUAUAUA